Molecule: messenger RNA, 1992 nt
Organism: Mya arenaria
Lineage: Eukaryota; Metazoa; Mollusca; Bivalvia; Myida; Myidae
Exons: 5
Coding region: 133-1992 (619 amino acids)
Source: RefSeq, a predicted model, not a curated record
GUAAUGUGUUAGCACAACCUUACCGGAGAUCGCUAUUCAACUACGAUGAACAUUGGAGUAUUUGAAUUACAGCAAGUGAACGAUCCAAGAGUUUCAUCAAGAUAACGUGAUUCUGUAAAAUGCUAUUAGAAGAUGGCGGCAUAUAGGACAUUCGCCAGCCCAGAGCCCCAAAACUGGCUGAAACAGUGGAGGGCCGUUUUCAUUACGAGGAAAGCUAUCUUGCCUUCUGUCAAGACAAAGUCUAGCCAUCUGCACACUGAUAUUUUACAGAAGGCAUCGAAUGAGCAGACUUGUUCAUUAGACCAUGGUCGUAUAUCUGACAACAAACCAAUACCUUGUCGAUAUCAUGAAAAACUUCGAAAUGAAAUCAUAGCUAUACACAAAAGAACGAAACCAUCAUGGCGAAACGCUUCUACUGACAAAUGGCUAGACUCGUUUGAUGUCGCCAAGCUAUUCAUGCAGUCAGCUGGGUAUGAGGAUAAAUCUUCAUUUGAUGAAAUUGACUUCAACGGACUGGCAGCCUUUAUAUAUAACUGCGGGAAAUUCACAUCCACUGUGGAAAAACUAUCUGAUGAGGCUCGGAAUUUCGUGAACAAGAUCCGGCAUAUGCCAGACUUGUGUUCAAAGGCCCUGACAGACCAAGCCACCACUGAGUGUAUAGACAGCAUGCUUAAGUUGCUGAACGACCCAGAUUUCCAGGGAGAUCCAGAAAUACUGGAAGCAAUCAAACAGCUGGAUGAGUUGAAGACCCAAAUUAUAGAUCCCAAGGCGGACUGGUUAAAAUAUAUAAUUGAAGAUGCUACUAUCAAAGGCGUUCAAGAAAUCACGGAACUUGCUUGUGCUAAAGAAGGAAACUACAGCGAACGUGCAAGUGAGAUAAAGGGUGACAUUGAAAAACUCAACGAUAUGUUAAUGUCCAGUAUAAGGGAACAAGGUGAGAGUGUCAUUAACGAUAUAAAGAAAUCUUCUGGCAAUUCUCUUGCACAGCUGGAUUUGUGCGUAGUCAAUGCUAAGAACAUUCUGAAUGAGACAAUCGAAGAAGGCAUAUUUAAACUAAAAGACACCAUUGAGAAGGGGAAAAACGAACUGAGUAAAAAACAAAAGAAAGAAAGUGAAGAAAUGGAGAAGCUAAAAUUAACGAAAGCAAAGUCAGAUUUACACCAACAAUUGCUCAAUUAUUACCAGACAAAGUCUCUCACAAUGAACGUUCGAUUGGACAUCGAUGCAGCCGUAGAAGACAUUUAUGAAAAGCCCAAACUUAUAUUGAAGAACAGGGAAGACAAAGAUGGUAAAGUAAAAGAUAAAGAGAUACCAGAAAUAAAUGAUAUGUUUCUGAACAAAAAUGGCACGAUGGCUAAAACAGUAUUCGUGGUGGGCGAACCGGGCCAGGGCAAGUCCUCGCUCUGUAAAAAGAUUGUCCAUGGCUGGUGCGAACUGCAGAAGAACGGAAAUAAGAAGAGAAAGAAAGAGAACAUCUUAGGCCAGUUUGGGUUCUUAUUCUAUAUAAGGCUACGAGAGGCUGCUGAUCAUUGCAAAAUCAAAGAUAUGAUAUUACUCUGUUUGAUUGAACGGAUUCAUUCAGAUGAUAAAGAGUCAAGAGAAUUGUUAACAGAGAUUUUGAAAUCAGAAUGUUGCCUUCUGCUUCUUGAUGGCUUAGAUGAGUGGACACAUUGUAGCAAAUGUAACAGCGAUGAACGAAUUCCUCAUGUUGAAACAAGUUGGGUGAACUGUACGACGUUAAUAACAACACGACCAUACAAACUAACGGAGCUGAAAGUGAAACGCUCACUAUUUGGCAACCAUGUGCAGUUGGAGGGCGUUCAGUCACCUAAGGAACUUGUUCGGAGAAUACUUGAGGAGUUGAAGAAAUAUCAAAAAGAAAACCGUCCAAAUACCUGCGUUGAAGAGCUAAUAAAAAAGGCCUGUGGCAUUUUAGCAGUAUUCCAAUCGUGCUUGUUCAAAUUGUUUGGCUCUGGUACAGAGACCAGCUAA